AUGGGUCUUAUGGUAUCUUUAAAUGGUGUCGCGGGAGGCGUUGAAAAAUUAUAUUGUGAUGAGCCUAAUCCGUUAAACAUUGAAGAGCUGAAGAGGUCUCGAGAACCAGAUCGAGGUAUGAUUGAACGUGACGACCAGGGAAAUGUGAUCGACGUUAUUAUCGAUAAGGAGAAAGAUGAAGAAUCUGAUACAAAAAUUCAUCCUACACCCGCGAAGACAGAUAUUGUAAGAGAAUUAGAAGCACAAGCUUCAGUUGUAUAUAAAAGAGAGCAAUAUCAGUCUGAGGAAGAACGACUAUUU
Molecule: messenger RNA, 300 nt
Organism: Racocetra persica
Lineage: Eukaryota; Fungi; Glomeromycota; Glomeromycetes; Diversisporales; Gigasporaceae
Source: the annotation of a GenBank genome assembly